Messenger RNA from Cutaneotrichosporon oleaginosum, 1311 nucleotides. RefSeq lists its product as uncharacterized. NCBI's taxonomy places the organism in Eukaryota, Fungi, Basidiomycota, Tremellomycetes, Trichosporonales, Trichosporonaceae. Gene Ontology annotation, biological process: protein folding. Gene Ontology annotation, cellular component: endoplasmic reticulum membrane. The record is from RefSeq and is a predicted model, not a curated record.
CACGUUUCUGGGUUCAACUCAUCUCUUCAUCUCACAUCCCUUCAUUCUCACCACGGCGAGCUGGCUCGGCCACGACCUUCUUCCACGUCUAUCUCCCCGUCAAGCAUUUCCCAGUUCACGCGCGCAACUAUCCUCUCAUCGACGACCAGAUCACUCUCGCCUCCUGCUGCCUCCACUCCCUUCAUCCAUUCCCCUCGUUCCAUCCUCUCCUCGCCCAACAUGUCUUUGAAGACGGCGCCCUUCAAGUUUGGGUCGUUCGACUGGGUCUGCGAGCGCGCAUCGCUCAUCGUCUGCCCCAUGUUGGGUGAGACUGGCAUCGAGCCCACUUGCUAUGCUCGCAAUGUGCAGCUCGGACGCCAGAUCAUCUUCCAGCCAGCGACAUGCUUUGUCCACAUUGCCGCGCUGGGCAUGACGCUCAUUAUGCUCUUCCACAUUCGAUCCAAGUACACGGCGGUAGGCCGCAAGGAGAUCGUCCUCUUCUUCUACAUUUACAUGUUCGUUGAGCUCUUGGCCAUCUUCCUCGACUCGACCGUCAUUCCCACUCACCAUGUUGUUUACCCUUGGUUCGCAGCAGUAUACGCCGGUGCUGUUGGGGCUCUUUACUGGUGCAUCCUCGUUAAUGGGUUUGUCGGCUUCCAGCUGUAUGAGGACGGCACGCCUAUGAGCCUUUGGUCGCUGCGCCUGAGCUGCCUGGGCGUGGGCGGCAUCUGCUUCGUUAUUGCUGCCGGCACGUUCCAGAAGUGGGGUUCGCUCAACUAUAACAAUCCGAUCGGUCUCUUCAUCACCUAUCUUGUCUACCCCUUGAUCGCGGCAGUCGUCUACAUCGUUUCUCAACUGAUUUUGGUGGUGCGAACUCUCGACGAUCGUUGGGUCAUCGGUGACAUUAUCUUCGGCGUGGCGUUUUACGUCAUUGGCUGUGUCUUGCUCGUCGCGUUCAGCAUUACCAUCUGUGAUGCCGUCUCCCACUACAUCGAUGGCGUUUUCUUCUUCCAGCUUUGCAUGCUGUUCACUGUGAUGAUGAUCUACAAGUACUGGGACUCCAUUACCAAAGAGGACCUCGAGUUCUCCGUUGGCUCGAAGGUCGCGGUCUGGGAGGUCAAGGACCCUCUGCUUGCACCCAACCCAGAGUACAUGGAGGAUGAUGGCCAGUCGGCCUAUGGCGGCGCCGGCGGUUCGCUCGUUGGCGGCUAUGGCGGCAAUGCCAUGUACGGCAACUACAACCAGGGUUACUCAAAGUCCCCGUCUUACGACCAGUUCAAUGGCGGCCACAACUCGCACUACUAGACAAGAUCUGACUCACGAUCUCCCCUG